This is a messenger RNA of Mercenaria mercenaria, 12378 nucleotides long. Its product is annotated as two pore channel protein 2-like. Bases 224 to 2596 code for a protein of 790 amino acids. NCBI's taxonomy places the organism in Eukaryota, Metazoa, Mollusca, Bivalvia, Venerida, Veneridae. The record is from RefSeq and is a predicted model, not a curated record. The transcript has 24 exons. Gene Ontology annotation, biological process: monoatomic ion transport; transmembrane transport. Gene Ontology annotation, cellular component: lysosomal membrane. Gene Ontology annotation, molecular function: monoatomic ion channel activity; voltage-gated channel activity.
UGUGCAGACGAGGGAGGUUACUCUGAGUGGACUAAGGAGAAAAAAUAAUAUCAGUUUAAAGAUCUGUCAUUUCCCUCAUUCAAAACAUAUGACAGGAAAUGUGUUACAUAUCCGGGAAAAUUGAAAUUUACAUUGAACAUAUUCAUUUAUUUCAACGUAUUUUGUCUUCCCCGAAGAGAAUCCGGAUGUGAUUUUCAAAUUUUGAUUUUUAUGAUAAAAAAAUAUGGAUUCAGGCAUUGAAACUUCUCCUAUCCCGUCUUUUGAGCCUUCAAAACAGGCUGAAUUGAAACCAGAGGAUAAAAGUUCUGGAGAUAAACUAAAAAGCGAUGACAGUGAGGAUCCAGUAAGGAUAUCGGUGUAUGAUAGCAACUCGGAGGCUGAUGAAAAUGAUGACAAAGAGUUUCUCAUUCCAGAUCCUGUACCAAACAGGGGUUUUGCAAAUGAAGGGGCAGUGCCAGUUUCCCAGUAUGGCUCUAUUCAGGCUGGGCAUACAAGGGUGUCAUCAAGCACUACUGGUUCAUCUUAUGACAAUAAUGAAAACCUGUGUUUGUUGCAAGCUCAAGUGUUCCUGGAAGAUGCAGCCAUGUACCGGUCUAUAGAUCAUAAAGUAGACUUCAAGUCUCUGAAGGUGUACCAGUUCUAUCACUCAAAGCCAUUCUCUUUAUUAAGAAGUUUUGUGAUACUAGUUCUUCAUAUGUUGGCAUUUUUUGAAUUUCCAUCUUCUCUAACAUGGACGUCAGACAUACGCACGAGGGAUGAAAGAGUGGAAUUUCCUUGUGGAGUCACUGAGACUUUAGAAUUAUUUUGUUUAGUUUUCUUAAUUGCAGACAUAUUUAUGAAGUCUCGUAUCUAUGGAAACCGGUAUCUACUGACAAACAGAUGGUUGUUAGUAGCUGAGUUUAUUCUAGUGGUGUCAUUAACAGACUGGAUAGUGUCAUUAUCUAUGGGUUGUAAAGAGGUGGUUCGUGUAAGAAGAAUGUUGCGUCCUGUAUUUAUUAUACAAAACUCUUCUCUGAUGAAGAAAAUACUCAACUGUCUGAGGAAAACUUUAUCUCAGAUUCUAGGUGUGCUGCUACUGAUGGCAUUACACCUGUAUAUAUUUACACUAUUUGGAAUGCUGUUAUUUCCCAAGCAAGGUUCCACAGAUGCCUCAGUAAUUGAUGAUGGUCUUGAUAUUGAAGGUUCCCCUGGCAGCCAAAGUGGAAAUGGUACCCAGGGUCACUCGGAGUCCGAGUAUUUCCGAACAUUGACAGAUUCCUUCAUGAGUUUAUUGGUGCUUCUGACUACUGCAGAUAAUCCAGAUGUGACAUUACCAGCCUAUAACAGGAACAGAUUGUAUGCCGUAUUCUUUAUUGUAUUUCUUAUCAUUGGUUUAUAUUGCUUCAUGAACAUGUUGACUGCCAUCAUAUACAAUCAAUUCAGAGGAUAUUUUCUGAAUUCCAUGCAGAGCAGUUUGAUGAGACGUAGACUUGGACAGAGAGCAGCUUUUGAAGCCCUGAAGAACAAAACAGUGCCAAUGAAUCAGUCGUCUAUAGAGAUAAAUGAGUUAUUUGAUGUUCUCAAUGAUGGUGUGAAUGUACGAGACUUGAAACUUGUUGUAUCUAGAGCUAAAAUAUCAGAGGAGAUGAAAGUAAUACUAGUUGAUGUAAGUGGACAUAUAUCUUCUUUAACAUGGUUUUUUUUACUUUUUGAGUUGGCAACACAGUAUGACAAGUCUCUCAACUCCAGUCAGUCUACUUUAAGGAUCAUCAAUUUUCUGUUCAUCAUAUACUACGUAGUGGAGCAAAGUCUCAUUAUACUGUGUAUGGGUUGGAGAAGAUAUCGGUAUAGCUGGGCUAACUUAUAUGAUGGUGCUAUUGUUGUUAUAUUGCUUCUGAGUGAAUUGAUUACAGUUGCCAUGUACGGAUUUCCAUUCUUCAGUCAGAAAGAGACUCACGGGAAUUUUACAUUGUGGAACAUUGUCAGAGUGAUAAAUAUUCUCAUUAUGUUCAGAUUACUGCGUGUUAUAUGGCAUAUAAAGACUAUGGCAAUAGUGGCACAUACUUUAUUAGAUCUUGUGAAGAAUCUGAAAUCGUUUGGAGGAAUCCUUAUUGUGAUAUAUUAUUUUUUUGCAAUACUUGGUAUGGAACUGUUCCAGGACAAAAUAACAUUCCCAACUGACAAAGGCAAUGCCAGUCAGAGUGUGUGUGGAACAUAUGAACAGUUGAAUUACUGGGCAAACAACUUUGAUGAUUUUGCUGCAGCCAUUGUAGUGUUAUGGGAUGUAAUGGUCGUAAACAAUUGGUUUGUGUUCCUAGAUGCAUAUGCCAAAUAUACCACAAAGUGGUCAUAUUUAUAUUUUAUUGUGUGGUGGCUUACAUCAGUAGUGAUUGUCCUCAACUUAUUCACAGCUCUCAUUCUAGAGAAUUUCAUAAUGAAGUGGGAUAAAUUUCACACUCCAGCACAGCCUGUACAGAGGCGGCGAACUUGGUCAAACUCAUUGAGUAUCAAUACUCUUACAGUACAUGACAUAUUCAAAUCCAACCUGAAGGAACCAACAGAAGAGGAUAUUUUGCAGAACAUGUCGAAGUUGAACUACUUUAAUGUUCAAACAUAGACUAUUACUGUCUCUUAUUUUUGUUAUUGUACAAGAAAAUGUGCUUAUUAUCAGGAUAUGGAAUACGGCAAACAGAAGAAGAAAUUUCAUGUCACUGCAGUGCAAUUUUGUACUCCACAAUAAUUAUUACCUGUGUAAACUGACGCUGUGUACAAUAAUAUUGCAGUGCAUAUUAUGACACAAGUAUAACUAUCAUUUUUGUGAAAAAUGAGAUGUUUGGAAAUUAUUUUGUAUAAAAAAUAAAUUUAUAAGCAUGUAAUGGUAUAUAAAAUAAUGGAACAUUGGGACUAUUUUGUUGGUAUUUAUCACUUUGUUGCUUGUUUAAGCCCCAUAUAAUGCUUCGACUUUGGUCUGUGAUAAUACUGGAGUUGGGAUUUCAAGACAUACCUGUGUGCAGUAAACUUCUAUAAUUCUUAGCUCACCUGUCACAAAGUGACAAGGUGAGCUUUUGUGAUCGCACGGUGUCCGUCGUCCGUCCGUCCGUGUGUGCGUCCGUAAACUUUUGCUUGUGACCACUCUAGAGGUCACAUUUUUCAUGGGAUCUUUAUGAAAGUUUGUCAGAAUGUUCAUCUUGAUGAUGUCUAGGUCAAGUUCGAAACUGGGUCACGUGCCAUCAAAAACUAGGUCAGUAGGUCUAAAAAUAGAAAAAACCUUGUGACCUCUCUAGAGGCCAUAUAUUUCAUGAGAUCAUCAUGAAAUUUGGUCAGAAUGUUCACCUUGAUGAUAUCUAAGUCAAGUUCGAAACUGGGUCAUGUGACCUCAAAAACUAGGUCAGUAGGUCUAAAAAUAGAAAAACCUUGUGACCUCUCUAGAGGCCAUAUAUUUCACAAGAUCUUCAUGAAAAUUAGUCAGAACGUUCUACUUGAUGAUAUCUAGAUCAAGUUUGAAGCGGGGUCACGUGUUGUCAAAAACUAGGUCAGUAGGUCAAAUAAUAGAAAAACCUUGUGACCUCUCUAAAGGCCGUAUUUUUCAUUGGAUCUGUAUGAAAGUUGGUCUGAAUAUUCAUCUUGAUGAUAUCUAGGUCAAGUUCGAAACUGGGUCACAUGCGAUCAAAAACUAGGUCAGUAGGUCUAAAAAUAGAAAAACCUUGUGACCUCUCUAGAGGCCAUAUAUUUUAUGAGAUCUUCAUGAAAAUUGGUCAGAAUGUUCAUCUUGAUGAUAUCUAGGUCAAGUUCGAAAGAGGGUCACGUGCCUUAAAAAACUAGGUCAGUAGGUCAAAUAAUAGAGAAACCUUGUGACCUCUCUAAAGGCCAUACUUUUCAUGGGAUCUGUAUGAAAAAGUUGGUCUGAAUGUUCAUCUUGAUAAUAUCUAGGUCAGGUUCGAAACUGGGUCAUGUGCGGUCAAAAACCAGGUCAGUAGGUCUAAAAAUAGACAAACCUUGUGACCUCUCUAGAGGCCAUACUUUUCAUGGGAUCUGUAUGAAAGUUGGUCUGAGUGUUUAUCUUGAUGAUAUCUAGGCCAAGUUCGAAACAGGGUCAUGUGUGGUCAAAAACUAGGUCAGUAGGUCUAAAAAUAGAAAAACCUUGUGACCUCUCUAGAGGCCAUACUUGUGAAUGGAUCUCCAUAAAAAUUAGUCUAAAUGUUCAUCUUGAUGAUAUCUAGGUCAAGUUUGAAACUGGGUCACGUGCCUUAAAAAACUAGGUCAGUAGGUCAGAUAAUAAAAAAACCUUGUGACCUCUCUAGAGGCUAUCCUUUUCAUGGGAUCUGUAUGAAACUUGGUCUGAAUGUUUAUCUUAAUGAUAUCUAGGUCAGGUUUGAAACUGGGUCAACUGCAAUCAAAGACUAGGUCGGUAGGUCUAAAAUUAUUAAAAUCUUUUGACCUCACUAGAGGCCAUAUUUUUCAAUGGAUCUUCAUGAAAAUUGAUCUGAAUGUUCACCUUGAUGAUAUCUAGGUCAGUUUCGAAACUGGGUCACAUGCGGUCAAAAACUAGGCCAGUAGGUAUAAAAAUAGAAAAACCUUGUGACCUCUCUAGAGGCCAUAUUUUUCAUGAGAUCUUCAUGAAAAUUAGUGAGAAUGUUCAGCUUGAUGAUAUCUAGGUAAAGUUAAAAACGUACCUUCGAAAACUAGGUCAAUAGGUCAAAUUAUAGAAAAACCUUGUGAUCUCUCUAGAGACCAUAUUUUUCAAUGGAUCUUCAUGAAAAUUGGUCAGAAUUUUAUCUUGAUAAUAUCUAGGUCAAGUUCAAAACUGGGUCACAUAAGCUCAAAAACUAGGUCACAAUGUCAAAUAAUAGAGAAAACGACAUCAUACUCAAAACUGGGUCAUGUGGGAAGAGGUGAGCCAGUCAGGACCAUCAUGGUCCUCUUGUUUAUAUAGUUGUAACAAUCUACUGAAAGUUGCUUGAAAUAUUUAAUGAAGUUGCUCACCACACAAAUAUCUACAUGUUUAAAACUUCACAUUGAGAUUUUUAAAGUAGGGUUUGAAAAUACACAAUCAUGUGAAAAUUUCAAUGUUCCGAAUUUUGACAUCUCAAAAUUUUAAUACAUGAUAGAAAUAAACCCACAAACUCUACCUCUCUGUUCUUUUAACAGUAAUAACUUAAGUAAUAAAAGCACACACAACAAUGAACUUAUGUUAUCUUUCCUAUAUAUAUAUUUGUUGUGGUUGAAAAAUGUAAUAGGAGUCAUUAUUUUUGUUCGACUAGGACAAUUUCAGAUGUUUGUUUUCAGUAAGAGAAGCGUUUGCACAUCUGCAACCCAAUUUGGUUUUCUAUUUUUAUAGCACACUUGUUCACUGUGAUGAUGUGACAUGCAGUGAUCAGGUGCUAUAAAUACUUCGCAUUUCUACAAAGCAGUGCCCCUUUUUCAACUUAGCGGAUUUAUGAAAAGUUCUUGUAUGUAAGGAAGUAUCUCAAUAAACUGCUUGUGGAAACUGAUUGAAACUUCACAUGCUUGUUCACUGAGAUUAACUGACAUGCAGUGCUCAGAUUCCAUAACCCUUGUUCACAAAGAAAUGCUCCUUUUUGAUUAUCAUAAGACUUUGUCAGAAUGUUUGUCUUAAUGACAUUAAGGACAAGAACAAAUUGAGUUACAUAAGAUAAAAAACUAGGUCACUAGGUUAAAUCAUAGAGAAAAACCUUGUCAACACUCGGAGGCCACAUGGUCUACCCUAUCAUCAUGAAUCUUUGUCAGCAUGUUUAUCCUUAUAAUGUCUAGGUCAGAUGUGAAGGUUGGUAAGCGGAGGUGAAAAAAUAGGUCAAGUCAUAGAAAAACUUCAUAAACAUUCUAAAGGCCAUUAUGUUUUCCAUUUCAUCAUCACAUAUAUUUUUAGCUUGACUAUUCAAAGAAUAGUAGAGCUAUUGGACUCACCCGUGCUUCUGCAUCGGCGUCCCGAUUUGGUUAAGUUUUUGUAUGUAAGCUGGUAUCUCAGAAACCACUAAUGGGAAUGGAUUGAAACUUCACACACUUGUUCACUGUAAUAAACUGACUUAUACUGCACAGAUUCCCUAACUCUAUUUUGCUUUUUACAAAAUAUGCCCCUUUUUCCACUUAGAAAUUUUUGGUUAUUCACUGUCUUGAUUUGAUGUGCACUAUGCAGGUCCCAUAACUCAACUUUGCAUUUUUUCAAAAUUAUUCCCCUUUUCGACUUGGCAGUAUUUGGUUAAGUUUUUGUAUGUAAGCUGGUAUCUCAGUAUCCACUAAUGGGAAAGGAUUGAAACUUCACACACUUGUUCACUGUCACUCUACUUUGCAUUUUUAGCUCGACUAUUCGAAGAAUAGGGGAGCUAUCUUGCUCGCCCCGGUGUCGGCGUGAGCGUGGGCGUCACACAAAUGUUAAAGUUUGCGUACCACCCCAAAUAUUUUCAAAGUCCAUUGAGCUGUUGCUUUCAUAUUUUGCAUACUUAUUUACCAUCAUGACCCCAGUCUGUAAAAAGGAGGAGGCAACUCUAUCAAGCAUUUUGACUGAAUUAUGGCCCCUUUUUGACUUAGAAUAAAUGUUAAAGUUUGUGUACCACCCCAAAUAUUUUCAAAGUCCAUUGAGAUAUUGCUUUCAUAUUUUGCAUACUUGUUUACCAUCAUGACCCCAGUCUGUAAAAAGGAGGAGGCAACUCUAUCAAGCAUUUUGACUGAAUUAUGGCCCCUUUUCGACUUAGAAUAAAUGUUAAAGUUUGCGUACCACCCCAAAUAUUUUCAAAGUCCAUUGAGAUAUUGCUUUCAUAUUUUGCAUACUUGUUUACCAUCAUGAUCCCAGUCUGUAAAAAGGAGGAGGCAACUCUAUUAAGCAUUUUGACUGAAUUAUGGCCCCUUUUCGACUGAGAAUAUGCUUAUUGUAAUGUUAAAGUUUUACUCAUUGCUGAAAUUAUACUAUCAAGCACUGAGAAUAGUCGAGCGCGCUGUCCACAGACAGCUCUUGUUUCAAAAUUAUGCCCCUUUUACAACUUAGCAGUUUUUGGUUGAAUUCUUAUAUGUAAGCUGGUAUCUCAGUACCAACUAAUGGGAAUGGAUUGAAACUCCACACACUUGUCCACUGUUGUGAGCUGAUAAGCACUGUGCAGGUUCCAUAACCCUAUUUUGCAUUUUUACAAAAUUAUGCCCCUUUUUUGACUUUUGUAUUCAUUCAUUUGACAAGGCUGUUGAAUAGUCGAGCGUUGCUGGCCUACGACAGCUCUUGUUCAUAAUCAUUAAUGUCACUCUGUAUGAAAUAUAGGUCAAGGUAAAAUUAAUUGAGAUAAAAAAGGGUUACUUGGUCAAAUCAUAGAAAACCCUUGUUAACACCCUGCAAGCCACAUUUUCAACUUCAGUAUCAUAAAUCUUUGUAGGAAUACUGGUCUGUAUGAACUCUAGAUAAAGUUUAAAAUAUGCGAUACCUGAGAUCAAAAUCCAAGUCACUUUAAAGUCAAAUCAUAGAAUAUCCUUGUUAACUCCCUAGAGACCACACUUUCUGUUUGAUACACAUAAAACUUUGUAGGAAUGUUUUGUUGUUUCUUUCUAGAAAAUCUAGGUCAAUGUUGAAACUGCAUAAUCUAUGUCAAAUCAAGGGGCCACUUUUUCCUGUAUGGCAGUAACUAUAUAGAAAAUGAAAUUUUUUUAAAAAUUCUUCCUCAGAAGUUAAGGCCUAAUUUUUUAGAUACAAUUCAAAUUGAAAUAUGCGUUAUUUAGGUGACCAUGUGUGAAAAUUGUUCAGUCCAGCUUUGAAACUCGGGUGAUAAAUCUAGGGCAUCACAGCCAUAUUGUCUGAUGUCAAGCAGUUGGUGCACUGGUUAGACUUUUGGAUUUAUUCAUUUAAUUUUUUUAGUGGCAAGGCUUUUGAAUAGUCCAAAAUUGCUAUUCUCCAACAGCUCUUAUUGUACUACGGCUUUUCAUCUUCUUUAUUUUUUUUAAUUUAUUGAUGUUUUUGUUUAUUUGAUAUUGAUAAUUUGUGCUUAAAUUGUUUAGAGAAAUGCUAUUUUGUUCAUUUUAGACCAAUUUUAAACUAAUUUCUAGAAUGAGGUCAAGCUAAAUUUGCUGCAUAUUUACUGUGAAGUUUCAUGUUAUUGUUAGGUUCUGUAUAUAGACAGUUUUAUCCUUAAAUACUCCACAACCUGCUAUCUUCUCUAUUCAUGUAUGCCACGAUAUAAAGUCAUCUUUCACUACCUCCGCUAUACAUUUUUCCUGAUUUUUCCAAAUAGCAGUUAAAAAUGACAAGAAAAUCAACAUUGAUGUAUCUAUAUAUGAGCCGCGCCAUGAGAAAACCAACAUAGUGCGUUUGCGACCAGCAUGGAUCCAGAUCAGCCUGCACAUAUGCACAGUCUGGUCAGGUUCAAUGCUGUUCGCUUUCAAAGCCUAUUGCAAUUAAAGAAACUGUCAGCGAACAGCAUGGAUCCUGACCAGACUGCACGGAUGUGCAGGCUGGUCUGGAUCCAUGCUGGUCACAAACGCACUAUGUUGGUUUUCUCAUGUUGCGGCUCAUAUAUGUAUGGCCAAAAUAGCCUAUAGUUUCGGACAGGAUUUUAACAGAUUUUCACUAUUUGAUAACAGUUUCCAUCUUAAAAUCUAUUGGGUAUUUUUAUUUACACACUUCUAAAUCAACAGACAGUUGUGUAAAGUAGUUGUUCCUUGUUCUGUUAGUUUGGUCUCAGCACAAUAGAUUCAUCAGUAAUGUCAAAUGAAUGUUCUUGUUCUUUCAUAAAUAUUAGUUAAGAAAAUUAUGGCCAAUAGGUGUCCCAAACUGUCUUAUACAUAGCUGUUAGUAAUCCAAUCAGAUUUUCCUGAAAACAAAUGAUCAUAUACAAAAAUUUAUCAUAAUUGAAAACAAAAGUACACUGAAUAGGGCUAUGUAUUAUUUUUAACACUUUACAUAGUCAAUUUUAAGACCUUGGUAUCAGUCGAAAGUUUCCCAUAUUGUAAAUAGUUCCCUUCAGGCAUGAUUGCAAACGCGCUAUGUUAUAGGUGGUAAAAUUUGUAUAUACAUGUAUAUAUAUGUGUUGAAUUUUUAAAGCCAGGUGCUAUGAUUUUUAAGCAAGAUGGUGCAAUACAAAUGAGCCGCACCAUGAGAAAACCAACAUAGUGCAUUUGCGACCAGCAUGGGUUCAGACCAGCCUGCGCAUCGGCGCAGUCUGGUCAAGAUCCAUGCUGUUCGCUAACGGUUUCUCUAAUUGCAAUAGGCUUUGAAAGCGAACAGCAUGGAUCCUGACCAGACUGCGUGGAUGCAUGAACCCAUGCUGGUCGCAAAUGCACUAUGUUGAUAUACAUAAAACUUUGUAAGAAUGUUUUGUUGUUUUUUUUUUUCUAGAAAAUCUAGGUCAAUGUUGAAACUGCAUAAUAAGAUCCAUGCUGGUCGCAAACACACUGUGUUGGUUUUCUCAUGGUGUGGCUCAAAUGAUAAAUUUGAAGAAAUACUCUUUUCUUCAUAUAAUCAUGUUCUCUGUUUGAAAUUGUGCAACUCCAAAUAUAACCAGGAAAAUCAGCAGGUAUGCAAAACAUUUCCUGAUUUAGAGGAGCUAUCAUGGUUUUUGUUGGUGUGUCUUUUGUUGAGAUUUUUAUUUAUUAGUGAGGAUUUUUACUAGUGUACUGGCAUUUUAUUUUAUGUACAUAUACUGGUUAAUAGUGUGACUUUGCAUCACAUAGUUUCCCCAUAUUGUUAGAACAAACUAUCUUUGUCUUGAUUAAAACAUGAUCAAUGGUUUUUUUUUAUUUGAUAGAUAUAUUUCACCUUUUGAGUUAUUAAUGGAUUAGGCGGUCUCCUUGGCCGAGUGGUUAAGGUCGCUGACUUCAAAUCACUUGCCCCUCAUCGAUGUGGGUUUGAGCCUCACUCGGGGCAUUGAAUUCUUCAUGUGAGGAAGCCAUCCAGCUGGCCUAUGGAAGGUCGGUGGUUCUACCCAGGUGCCCGCUCGUGAUAAAAUAAUGCACGGAGGGGCACCUGGGGUCUUCCUCCACCAUUAAAGUUGGAAAGUCGCCAUAUGACCUAUCAUGUGUCGGUGCGACGUUAAAUCUACAAAAAAAAAAAAAAUUAAUGGAUUAAGUACAUAUAGUGCAAUGUAAAACCAAAGUACGAGUUUUGAAGGGGCCACAGUGGCUGAGUGGUUAAGUUCACUGACUUUGAAUCACUGUGGGUUUGAAACCUAGCUCGAUAGGUAUUAUUCUUCAUAUGAGGAAGCCAUCCAGCUAGCUUACAAAAGGUUGGUGUUUCUACCUAGGAGCCAACCCAUGCCUGAAACAAUGACCUAAGGGGCUGCUGGGGUCUUCCUCCACCAUCAAAAGCUGGAGAAAUCUCAAUAUGGCCUAAAUUGUGUUUGUCUGACUCUAAACCCAACAAAAAAUGUGUUUUAAAACAUAAUGAAAUUCCUGCAUGUGGAUUUUUUUAGCUCACCUGAGCAAUGCUCAGGUGAGUUUUUCUGAUCACUCGAUGUCCGGCAUCUGUCUGUCGUCUGUCCGUCAACAUUUAGCUUGUGUAUGCGAUAGAGGCUGUAUUUUUCAACUGAUCUUCAUGAAUAUUGGUCAGAAUGAUAACCUUGAUGGAAUCUAGGCCGAGUUCGAAAAUGAGUCAUCUCAGGUCAAAAACUAGGUCACUAGGUCAAAUCAAAGAAAAACCUUGUGUAUGUGAUAGAGGCUGUAUUUUUCAAUUAAUCUUCAUGAAUAUUGGUCAGAAUGAUAACCUUGAUGAAAUCUAGGCCGAGUUCGAAAAUGGGUCAUCUAGGGUCAAAAACUAGGGCACUAGGUCAAAUCAAAGAAAAACCUUGUGUAUGCGAUAGAGGCUGUAUUUUUCAAUUGAUCUUCAUGAAUAUUGGUCAGAAUGAUUGCCUUGAUGAAAUCUAAAGGCAGAGUUCGAAAAUGGGUCAUCUCGGGUCAAAAACUAGGUCACUAGGUCAAAUCAAAGAAAAACCUUGUGUAUGCAAUAGAGGCUAUAUUUUCAAUUAUUCUUCAUGAAUAUUCGUCAGAAUGAUAACCUUGAUGAAAUCUAGGCCCAUUUUGAAAAUGGGUCAUCUCAGAUCAAAAACUAGGUCACUAGGUCAAAUCAAAGAAAAACCUUGUGUAUGCGAUAGAGGCUGUAUUUUUCAAUUGAUUUUCAUGAAUUUUGGUCAGAAUAAUUGCCUUGAUGAAGUCUAGGCCGAGUUCGAAAAUGGGUCAUCUGGGAUCAAAAACUAUGUCACUAGGUCAAAUCAAGGAAAAACCUUGUGUAUGCGAUAGAGGCGGUAUUUUUCAAUUGAUCUUCAUGAAUUUUGGUCAGAAUGAUUACCUUGAUAAAAUCUAGGCCGAGGUCGAAAAUGGGUCAUCUGGGGUCAAAAACUACGUCACUAGGUCAAAUCAAGGAAAAACCUUGUGUAUGCGAUAGAGGCUGUAUUUUUCAACUGAUCUUCAUGAAAUUUAGCCAGAAUGAUUACCUUGAUAAAAUCUAGGCAGAGUUCGAAAAUGGGUCAUCUGGGGUCAAAAACUAGGUCACUAGGUCAAAUCGAAGAAAAACAUUGUGUAUGCAAUAGAGGAUGUAGUUUUCAAUUGAUCUUCAUGAAAUUUGGUCAGAGUGAUUGCCUUGAUGAAAUCUAGGUCGAGUUUGAAUAUGGGUUAUCUGAGGUCAAAAACUAGGUCACUAGGUCAAAUUAAAGAAAAAUUUUGUGUAUGCGAUAGAGACUGUUUUUUUCAAUUGAUUUUUAUGAAAUUUGGUCAGGAUGAUUGCCUUAAUGAAAUCUAGGUCGAAUUUGAAUAUGGGUCAUCUGAGGUCAAAAACUAGGUCACUUGGUCAAAUCAAAGAAAAAACUUGUGUAUGUGAUAGAGGCUGUAUUUUUCAAUUGAUCUUCAUGAAUUUUGGUCAGAAUGAUUGCCUUGAUAAAAUCUAGGUCGAGUUUGAACAUGGGUCAUCUAGGGUCAAAAACUAGGUCAUAUCUAAGAAAAUGCUUGUUUUAUCGCAAGAGACCAAUUUUUUGGUCCAAUCAUAAUGAAAAUUGGUCAGAAUAUUUGUUUCCAUGAAAUCACUAGGUCAAACAUGUUUUACACUGUUAUGGUGUGUUUCUCAGGUGAGUGACCUAGGGCCAUCUUGGCCUUCUUGUUUUUUAUACUUGCAUAAAUCCUGGGAUUUAUUGUAGUUUCUAGUUCAUCCAAUCAUACUGGAUAGCUUUGUAUAGCUAGGUCUGUACUGAAGAACAGACAUGUAUAAGUAAAUAGUGCUUUGUAAAUGUUCAUAAGGGACAGGAAGUGAUAAUUUUAUAUAUAUGUAGUCCUUUGCAUAAAACUUGCACUUGAGAUAAAAUGCUUAAUGUAGAAAGUGCCAAUGAAAAAGAAGUAGUUGUUUUUGUUAUUCUGUUAAACACAGAAAUAUAUAUUGUUAUUAUAGUCAUAAUUUAUUUUACCAGAAUAAAUGUUUGCAAGAAA